AUGCCUGGAGGGUCCUGUGGGCGUGGCGGGGAGCUUCUGUGGGCCUGCUGGUGCCCUGCUGAUGAGCUAGAGCUCGACCCAAAGCGCGCGUGGGCGCAGGACUUCCUGUGCGGCAUCCGCGGCAAGGACUUUGUGAUGGUGUGCAGCGACACGACGGCGGUGCAGAGCAUCGUGGUGAUGAAGCAGGACGAGGACAAGCUGGUGCCUGUCGACUCGCACAAGCUGUUUGCCGUCAGCGGCGAGGCAGGUGACCGCGUCAACUUUUCAGAGUAUAUCAUCGCCAACGUUCGGCUGUAUGCGCUGCGCAACGGUGCCACGCUGUCCACCAAGGCCGUGGCCAACUACACGCGCAGCGAGCUGGCCACGGCACUUAGAAAGUCGCCAUACCAUACCAACCUGCUGAUGGCGGGAUACGACCAGGGGGAGGGCGGCGGCCCUGCACUCUACUGGUGCGACUACCUGGCCACGCUGCACCACAUGAACAUCUGCGGCACGGGAUACGGCUCCUAUUUUGUGCUGUCCAUGUUUGACAAGCUGUGGCACCCCAAUGUCACGGAGGCAGAGGCGUUUGAGAUGAUGCGCAAGGGUGUGGACGAGGUGAAGAGCCGACUGGUUGUGGCGCCUCCAAAGUACGUAGUCAAGGUGAUCGACAGCCAAGGCAUCCGCACGCUGGGCGAACUCUGA
This is a messenger RNA of Chlorella variabilis, 684 nucleotides long. RefSeq lists its product as hypothetical. Gene Ontology annotation, cellular component: nucleus; proteasome core complex; proteasome core complex, beta-subunit complex. NCBI's taxonomy places the organism in Eukaryota, Viridiplantae, Chlorophyta, Trebouxiophyceae, Chlorellales, Chlorellaceae. The transcript has 4 exons. Gene Ontology annotation, biological process: proteasomal protein catabolic process. Gene Ontology annotation, molecular function: peptidase activity. The record is from RefSeq and is a predicted model, not a curated record. The coding region runs from base 1 to 684 and encodes 227 amino acids.